Rubroshorea leprosula is the source of this 1255-nucleotide messenger RNA. The record is from the annotation of a GenBank genome assembly. NCBI's taxonomy places the organism in Eukaryota, Viridiplantae, Streptophyta, Magnoliopsida, Malvales, Dipterocarpaceae.
GGAAUCUUCCUCAAUUUAGUACGCACAUAGCCAAAAAAAGAAGAAAAAAAAAAAAAGGAGGAGAAGCCUGGCGUCCGUCAAUCUCUCUUCUCCGGUGGACUUGUUUCUCCUACAGAAUCUACACCGUCGGUGGCACGAAUCUCACCUGAGAUCCACAGCUGAGAUCCCGCUGGAGCAUCCAUUAGUUAUUUUUGAAUUUCGAACGACCCAAUUAUCGCCUACCAGGAGAUCGGAAGGUGAAAAUUCCGGUGGAAUUAAUAGCGAGCGAGGGAGGGAGUUGAACACCAGUUCAAGAGAUCUUUCUGUGAAAACAAAAGGCUUCGAAUUUGAUCGCCGAUGGGUUUGUGGGAAGCUUUUCUCAAUUGGCUUCGCAGCCUCUUCUUUAAGCAGGAAAUGGAGCUUUCCUUAAUUGGACUUCAGAAUGCUGGAAAGACCUCACUUGUAAAUGUUGUUGCAACUGGUGGAUAUAGUGAAGACAUGAUCCCUACGGUUGGAUUCAACAUGAAGAAAGUGACAAAAGGAAAUGUUACCAUAAAGUUAUGGGAUCUUGGAGGUCAACCUAGGUUUCGCAGUAUGUGGGAGCGGUACUGCCGGGCUGUUUCUGCUAUUGUUUAUGUGGUUGAUGCAGCUGAUCCAGACAACCUUAGCAUCUCAAGAAAUGAGCUUCAUGAUUUGCUUAGUAAGCCCUCACUUAAUGGUAUCCCUCUGCUGGUGUUAGGGAAUAAGAUUGACAAGCCAGGAGCUCUGUCAAAACAGGCAUUGACUGAAGAAAUGGGACUCAACUCAAUUACAGAUCGAGAAGUUUGCUGCUUCAUGAUCUCUUGCAGGAAUUCAACAAACAUUGACUCGGUUAUUGACUGGCUUGUGAAGCAUUCCAAAUCAAAAAGCUAAAGAGGCUCUUUGUUCUCAAUGAUGAAUUCUUAAUUCUUAAUUUAUGAGGGAUAUAGUUCAUGUUGUUCGAGAAUUUCGCUCUUCCUCCCUUAUUUGCUCACUAGAGGCUGUCUGAUAUUGUCUUCUUGCGUAGUGUACAUUAUAUAAUUACUUCAUUUUCAAUUGAGGAAGUGUGAGGCUUUGGUUUGGUAUUUCAUUGUCUCUGUAUGUUUGUUCUCUCUCGGGAGAAUAAAUUUUUGAAAAGAUAUUGAUACUAUUGAUAUGUGUAUAAAUUAGGUUUGUGUUUUGUUUAAUAGCUUGUUUCCGUAAUUUAGGCAUUGAGAGCCUAUUAUAGAACAGAAAGAAAUCAACAGGGACUAAAUUG